Messenger RNA from Cimex lectularius (bed bug), 1952 nucleotides. RefSeq lists its product as uncharacterized. Bases 226 to 864 code for a protein of 212 amino acids. The record is from RefSeq and is a predicted model, not a curated record. NCBI's taxonomy places the organism in Eukaryota, Metazoa, Arthropoda, Insecta, Hemiptera, Cimicidae. The transcript has 3 exons.
GUGCAGCCUCAAUUUGUUUAUACUUUUUGAUCGUUUGUUUUAAUAUACGAUCCCACACUUACAAACGUAAAUAAUCGAUACUAGAUUGUGCGUUACGCGAUGAAUUAAACUUACAUAACGAGAAAAGAUAAUGAAAAAGGGCGGAUUUGAUCCAAUAAAACGGUGCGACGGAAUCGAUAUUCCCGAGCAUGGCCGUUGGGCCGUUGUCGGGCACCUGUUAGUGGCAUGGAGUAUGCAAGCAAAAUACGCCUCGUCCUUCUGGUCCUAGCCUGCACCCUCGUCUUCUACUACGUCCUGCCCGGGACAGGGGACGUCUUAGACGCGGCCCGGGACGAGGUCGACGAAGUGAGGGCGCUGCCGGACCUUUGCAGAAUGACGACGGCCUUCCGGGCCUGCACCAGCGCCUACGGGCUUCUCACCCUGCUCAGGGACAACUGCGGGUCUGGAAGAAUAGAAGAAAAGACGGACAAAGUGGUCGUUGAGCCGAUUGGGGAAGUAACAGAAGAAAAUCACAAGGAGGAAAUUAUACAGACGGUAGAGAAUGAAGGAGAAAAAAAUGAAAUAAAGGUUGAGAAAAAGAGCAAUCUCAUUUAUGAAGUCAUCAUCGUGUUACUCCUCGUUUCUGUCACUCUGAGUUUAGCCGACUGCUUUCAAGAAAGAAAAAGAAGAAGACAAAUGAGAAGUUCAAAUUCAAACGGUCCCGACAUGAUGACGAUGCGCGGUUCAAGGCUGGAAAUGUGUAGCAGGAGGAUGUCACUGGCGGACCUCACGAUGUCCCGUCACGCGAGGAGGGAGUCGCAGGCCAGUUACAGGCCACCAGGUAAGUUAAGCCGGCCAAAACAGGUUAACUUUGGGCCGCCGUAGUUCUAGUUACGAAAUGUCGCAGAACAAAAAUCAGGUUAAGAGACAGACUUCCUGCCCCCAACCUUUUCUCAAGAGGCUCUCCACGGUCGACCUCAACCAGGACUUACCUGAAGACGGAGGAUGGGCAGAACGAAGAAGGGUCAGAAUGAUACAGCGACAUUAAAACUGCGCUUUGGGUCUCAAAAUUCACUCUCGAUUAAACCGAUUAAAUAUAUUUAUUUCAUUCUUCAAUUAACACGCCAUUAGGGGCAAUGACUUAUAAAUCUCUAAGCAUUAUCCUUGUUAAGUCUAUUUAGAGAGAAAUUGAAGGAUUGAAAAAUUAUCAAAUUAAAAAAAUUUGAGAGUGAAUUGUGAGUCAUGUUCCAAAUUAGGAGACAAUUUCAGAAAACUUUAAACGUUUUGCCACAAAAGUAUUUAUCGAACUUGAAGGCUUUAAAUAUUUCUACAGAGGACUUGUUUUGUAGAAAUUUUAAAAUUUAUUCACACUAUUUUAUCAAUAAAUGCACAAAUCUUUUUCAAAGACACAUUUCUGGCCUAGAAACAAAUCAAGGCACUAUUCUAUUUUUAUCAAUUAAAUGAAAUCUAUUUUGAUUAAAAAAAGUAAAACUUAGAGGACAUCUUUGUGCCAAAACAAGUGUUAAACGCUGGUCUUUUUGUCGCUCACGGUUUAAAAGGAAAGGAAUAUUUUUGUCGACGAAUUUAUUGAAUUGAGCUUGGUUGAUAUUUUAGGGACCAGUUUUAACCUGUAGUGCUUAGCGUUAGUGGAUACAGUGAAUAUAUUUUCAAUUGUUCAAUUGUUAUCAUAAAGUUAAUUGAUACUAAAUUCUGUGAUUAACUUACAACUUAAUAAAUACAUUGUAAAAGCAAAUUUUUUAUUAUUACUUCCAUUAACCAUCAAAACAUCUUUAGAUUUGUAUAUUUAUAUUACAACUAUUAAAAUAGUUGUGUCAAAAUGUAAAACAUCACUUAAAAGUCUUCCUACUCAAAAUUGUCUUAGGAUCAACAUUGGAAGCUUGAAAUCAACGCCUAUAUAUAUGCUUCAAGCUACAUACAAUAAGCCUCCACUAGAUCAGAAAAGAAAUGUGCUG